GCCGCGGCGCGAACGGGACGCGCGUGGAGUCUUCCGCGGUUCCCGGUCCCGGGUUCUGGUCCCGGCGGGCGCCGUGACCGGACACCAUGAAGGAAACGCCCCUGUCUAACUGUGAGCGCCGCUUCCUCCUGCGCGCCAUCGAAGAGAAGAAGCGGCUGGAUGGCAGACAAACCUACGAUUACAGAAGCUUAAGGAUCUCAUUUGGGGCGGAUUAUGGGUGCUGUAUCGUGGAGCUCGGGAAAACAAGAGUUCUUGGCCAGGUUUCCUGUGAACUUGUUUCUCCAAAACUCAACAGGCCAACAGAAGGUAUUCUGUAUUUUAAUCUUGAACUUUCUCAAAUGGCUGCUCCUGCAUUUGAACCUGGCAGGCAGUCAGAUCUGUUGGUGAAGUUGAAUCGACUCCUGGAAAGAUGUCUGAGAAAUUCCAAGUGUAUAGACACUGAAUCACUCUGUGUCGUUGCUGGUGAAAAGGUCUGGCAAAUACGUGUGGACCUACACUUACUAAAUCAUGAUGGGAAUAUUAUCGACGCUGCCAGCAUUGCUGCCAUUGUAGCCUUGUGUCACUUCCGAAGACCUGAUGUCUCUGUGCAAGGAGAUGAAGUAACCCUGUACACACCUGAAGAGCGUGAUCCAGUCCCUCUGAGCAUCCACCACAUGCCCAUCUGUGUCAGCUUUGCCUUCUUCCAGCAGGGAACAUACUUGUUGGUGGAUCCCAAUGAACGAGAAGAACGAGUAAUGGAUGGCCUGCUGGUGAUCGCCAUGAACAAGCAUCGAGAAAUCUGUACCAUCCAGUCCAGUGGCGGGAUAAUGCUUCUUAAAGAUCAAGUUUUGAGAUGCAGCAAAAUAGCUGGUGUGAAGGUAGCAGAAAUUACAGAGCUCAUACAGAAAGCUUUGGGGAAUGAUCAGAAAGUCAGGAAAGAAGGUGGAAAGUUUGGCUUUGCAGAAUCUAUAGCAAAUCAAAGGAUCACAGCUUUCAAAAUGGAGCAGGCCCCUGUUGAUACCUCUGAGGUGGAAGAGAAAGCCGAUGAAAUCAUUGCUGAAGCUGAGCCUCCUCCAGAAGUUGUUUCUAAGCCUGUGCUCUGGACUCCUGGCACUGCCCAAAUUGGAGAGGGAAUAGAAAACUCGUGGGGUGCUCCUGAGGACUCUGAGAAAGAAGAUGAGGACGAGGCUGGCAGUGAUGAAGCUAUCAUUCUUGACGACAUGAAAAUGGACACUGCAGUGGAUGUUGCUGGUAUUGGAGGCCAGGCUGCUCCUAUCGUCCUCUCCGAUAGUGAAGAAGAAGAGAGGAUCAUUUUAGAACCAGACAAGAACCCAAAGAAAAUAAGAACACAGACGGUCAGUGCAAAACAAGAGAAAGCACCCAGUAAAAAUCCAGUGAGGAAGAGGAAAAAGAAGAGAGCGGCUAAUUAGAGUUAACAUGAUUUAAUGUAUGUAUAUAUAACUAUUAAAAGGAUAUUUAUUCCAUGCUAACAAUCUUGGGUAUUUUUUAUUCAAAAGUCCUUUAGAAAAGCUAGCAGUUUCUUUUCUUUUACAUUAUGCUUCAAAUGAACAUUUCUAGAGAACCUUAUCUAUUUCAGAGCUUCCCACCUGUAAUCUUUUGAGUUUGUAAAGGUUGAUGAGGAAUAAGUUAUUUAAUAAGCUGCCACACUUCAUGCAAAGAAAGAGCAAAGAGACAGACCAGGGCUGGGUCCAGAGCACACUUUUCCCAGUCAAAAGAAAGUGUGAGCAGUGCAGCAAAUAGGCCCAAUUAUUUAGGAUAAAGAAUGUCAGAAUUUGAGGGAGGGUCUGCUUUCCUAGAGAAGAGCUUUCCUUAUAUAAUAAACCCUAAGCUAAGAGAGCAUUUCUAAAUGAUAUCCCCCAAAAGUCAUGGUUUUACUUCAAAUUAACCUUCACUUAUGAAGGUUUCCAAUUUAUUCUUAUAUUGGCGGCUGGAGUCAAUAUUUACUAAAACCACUUAAAAUUAGCUAAUUAUCUGAGAUAGAUACAUGUACAAAAAGAUAUACAAAUUAAAACCAUU
Messenger RNA from Dipodomys spectabilis (banner-tailed kangaroo rat), 2016 nucleotides. It is a transcript of the gene Exosc9, whose product is annotated as exosome component 9. NCBI's taxonomy places the organism in Eukaryota, Metazoa, Chordata, Mammalia, Rodentia, Heteromyidae. The transcript is spliced from 12 exons. Gene Ontology annotation, biological process: TRAMP-dependent tRNA surveillance pathway; U1 snRNA 3'-end processing; exonucleolytic trimming to generate mature 3'-end of 5.8S rRNA from tricistronic rRNA transcript (SSU-rRNA, 5.8S rRNA, LSU-rRNA). The record is from RefSeq and is a predicted model, not a curated record. Gene Ontology annotation, cellular component: cytoplasmic exosome (RNase complex); nuclear exosome (RNase complex). Bases 87 to 1409 code for a protein of 440 amino acids.